Messenger RNA from Coregonus clupeaformis (lake whitefish), 2879 nucleotides. Its product is annotated as eukaryotic translation initiation factor 4B. The transcript is spliced from 13 exons. NCBI's taxonomy places the organism in Eukaryota, Metazoa, Chordata, Actinopteri, Salmoniformes, Salmonidae. The record is from RefSeq and is a predicted model, not a curated record. Bases 213 to 1907 code for a protein of 564 amino acids. Gene Ontology annotation, molecular function: RNA binding.
CUGUAAAGGGAACAUCCACACAGCACUGAAAUGGUCUGACUGAACCAUAUGGCUGGCUUGGAAUGACCCUUAAAAAUCAGGAAUAUGUUGGUCUUGCAGGCUUAUAAUUUUUCCUUCACUGACUCACUGCUAAAGGACCAUCAUCGACCCAGUGCAACAUCCCCAAACACUUUUGUUUGAUUCGCACUAUAGGCCCAAAAGCAAGCCAAGCCAUGCUGGCUUGGUUGCGCAUCCACCAUUGUUGCUGGAAUUGUGUUGGAAAGGACAGUGUGACUGUGAAAAGAAAAUAUCCAAGCCAGCACACAGCUAAGAAGAAGGGGAAUAAGAAGGUGAAGACCCUAUCUCUGACUGAUUUCCUUGCUGAUGACAAGGGGGGCAGUGGUGCCACAAGUUACCCCCCCACCAAGCCCACUAGCAGCUGGGCAGACGAGACAGAUGACCUGGAAACAGAGGUGUCCACCUCCUGGCAUACAGAGGAGGAUAUGUACAGGGCCCCGGCCAUCGACCGCUCCAUCCUGCCGACAGCACCCCGCUCAGCCCGGGAGCCAAACGUUGACCGCUCCCGUAUCCCCCGUGGUCCCCCUUACACCGCCUUCCUGGGCAACUUGCCCUACGAUGUCACUGAGGACUCCAUCAAGGACUUCUUUAGGGGUGUGGGGAUCAGUGCAGUGCGUCUUCCUAGAGAGCCCAGUAACCCAGAGAGGCUGAAGGGUUUUGGCUAUGCUGAGUUUGAUGAUGUGGAAUCUCUCCUGAGUGCCUUGAGUCUGAACGAAGAGAACUUGGGAAACAGAAGUAUCCGUGUGGACAUUGCAGACCAGUCUAAUGAUAAAGGGAGGGAUAAUCACUCCAUGGGGGGUCGGGACAGGGACCGGGGGGGAGACUUUGGUCCAGACAAGACAGACUGUGAUGACUGGAGGGCUCCGCGGCCCAGUGGAGGAGAGAGUGACGACGGGCCGCCUCGGAGAGACGACGCCUUUGGAGACCGGUCACGGGACCGCUAUGAGUCAGACAGGCCUAGAGGAGAUGAUCGCUACGGAGGGGGCCAGGACAGGUUCAGGGAUCGCUAUGAUGACCGGGAUCGCAGAGAUGACAGAGGAGGUGGUUUUGGUGGCGGUGGUGGUGGUCGCAGGGCGUUUGGCACUGGUUACAGGCGCGAUGAGGGAGGACAGGAUAGCUACCGGCAGGAUAGCUACCGACGGGAUGACUACCGGGUUAGUGGGGAUCGCUAUGGUGACCGUGGUGGUGAUCGAUACGAGAGACGGGAGGAAAGCCGGGAUGACAGAGGUGCUGUCGAGAGGCCCAAGUUGAUCCUGAAGCCCCGUAGCGUACCCAAAGAGGUGGAGCAGAGCAACACCCCGUUUGCCCCCUCAGGCAGGGCUGCCUCCAUCUUCGGCGGGGCCAAGCCUGUGGACACGGCCGCCAAGGAGAGAGAGGUAGAGGAGAGGCUGAAGAGGGAACAGGAGAAACUGCAGCGACAGCUAGAGGACAGAAUCCCAGACCGCAAGCCCAGAGAGAGGCACCCCAGCUGGCGCAGUGAGGACCAACCUGCAGAACGCUCUCGGACUGGCAGCGAGUCUUCCCAACCAGGCAGCCAGUCUGGCAGAGCCUCCAAGCGCAGGGAGAGCGAGCGCUUGGUGGACAGUGGUCGUGAAGAGGAGCCCUCCUCCCCUGCGACCCUGCCCUCCCCUCCCAGACAGGACGGGCAGCCCCUGAAGGUGGUGCUUGCCCCGCCCCCCAAGGAGAACGCCUGGGCCAAGAGGACCACACCUGUUGGGGGCUCCAGUGAGGGCGAGGCUCGGCUGCCUGUCUCCCCCAGCAGUGACACAGCCCCACAGCUCACCAGCUCCUCAAGCUUAGCUGAUGAAGUGCCAAAGGCUGAUAAAAAAGAGGUUGAGCUCACCGAGUAAGUACAGUAUGCAGCCUUGCUAUAAUGGACGCAGACCCACAUUACAAUAUGGAGGACAAUGCAGAAGAGAGGUGGAAUGAAAGAAGUGAAGAUGUAUGAUGCCAAAAGAGUGAGAUCUCUGCUCUGCACAACAACCUGGCUGGAGCAGCAGUACAGCUCCCUUCCUGCUAACCUGCUUCAAUAGAAACCCACUCCACUGCUGACUGGCUGCACCUUCAGGACUGUACCUAAACAUAGAGAAAUAAUGACUGGUUUUAAGUAAAAGAGACUGGACGUUGAAGUUUUAAUCAUUAUAACAAUUUUGAAAGGUGGGGUUGAGAACAUGUAUUGCUACGGGUGUCGUCGCCACCCACCACCAGUCUAAAUGCUGGGCUAUGUAGGGUGUUGUCGCCACCCACCACCAGUCUAAAUGCUGGGCUAUGUAGGGUGUCGUCGCCACCCACCACCAGUCUAAAUGCUGGGCUAUGUAGGCUGUCUGAGCUCUGUCAGCCUGGUUAUGCUAAUGCUGGAGCACCUGUGUCCGAGAGGGACACAGGAGUUUUAAUAAAAGAAAACAGACAAUAAAGUCACCUUAUUUUAGGGGGCUUUGCUGACAUGCAUUAACUUUUUUUUACUAUGAGGGAAGCAAUGUUUGUGUUCCUCUGAUCAUCAUGUAUAGCAGUCAUUAGCUGCUUCUUUCCAGGAUCUUUCCCAAUACACCGUCAAUGGCUUCCUGCUUCUUUCACAGAAAGGAACCGCUUCCUUCCUUGUCUCAUCCGGACCUGCCUGGAGGUCAAUGCCUAGGCAACCAUGUCAUGGAAAAUCAUAUGAGCUGUGUGAUAAAUGUAUUGGAGGCAUGCUCUUCACUUACUCUUAUCCAUGGGUCAGGUGUCGACUGGCAUUUAAUGCAGAGGAUGUUUCAGCAUUGUUGUAUGUAUGUAACCCCACUAUCACAUGUAACUGAAGGAGAUCUCAUUAAAUGUGUCUGGAUGUU